AUGACAGUAUCGUGGGAUUAUUGCAACCUAAGAUUGGUUUACCUAUGAGGAAGCAUGUGAUGAAAUCUACUACUUCCCUUCGCCAUGAACAUCGCGUGAUUUCUUCCCACCCUUCCCAUCCCCCCCUCUUUAAUCUGCAUAGUCAGCAAUACGUAGUAUUUAUUUUUGCGUACACUGGUUCCUGUAGAUAAACAAAGAGAAGUGGUAUCACGUACGGAUUUGCAGGAGCAUAGAAAUAUUGCAUUGGGACUAAUGGCUGUAAGGAGCUCCAGCAGAUUCAGCAAAAUUGUUGCUUUUUGGAUUUUUACACUUGUUAUCGUCGUUUCCGUCGCGAGACCGCAACAAAGUGUUUCAGUCGAGUGCGUGAGAAUAUGCCGUCCUCGACAACUGAAGCGCCUGACAAGAAAGGUCUCAAAACUUUUCUCAAGCUGCUAUCAGCAGUGUCUGGGGGUAAAGAAAGCUACACACCAACAAGCCCCAGUCAGGAAAGGGACCUUUCAAAAACGCUUCAAGAAAGCUAUCCCUACUGAUCCUAGUAAGCAGCAUAGAAAUUUCAAAUCAUUAAUUUUUAGCAGUUUUCUUAAGGAAUAACCUACCUAAAGGUAAAAAUACUAAUAAAUGGAACUACAAUAUAAAUACAUGUUACAAGGAGAUGAAUUGACAUGAUGACAUGCCCAUGGACAUAGUGG
Stylophora pistillata is the source of this 689-nucleotide messenger RNA. RefSeq lists its product as uncharacterized. Gene Ontology annotation, biological process: inflammatory response; toll-like receptor signaling pathway. Gene Ontology annotation, molecular function: signaling receptor activity. The record is from RefSeq and is a predicted model, not a curated record. NCBI's taxonomy places the organism in Eukaryota, Metazoa, Cnidaria, Anthozoa, Scleractinia, Pocilloporidae. Gene Ontology annotation, cellular component: plasma membrane.